Messenger RNA from Elaeis guineensis (African oil palm), 1253 nucleotides. Its product is annotated as caffeoylshikimate esterase. The record is from RefSeq and is a predicted model, not a curated record. NCBI's taxonomy places the organism in Eukaryota, Viridiplantae, Streptophyta, Magnoliopsida, Arecales, Arecaceae.
GGCUUUUUUGUUUCAUUGUUUGCAAGUCUCUCGUCUCCUCAUCGCGCAAGCAUCGCGAUGGGGUCGCAGUCGGCGGUGCCGCGCUUCUUCUGGGGCGACAACCCAGGGGAGGAGGAGUACUACGCGUCGCAGGGAGUGCGCAACGAUCAGUCCUACUUCGCCACCCCGCACGGCCGCCUCUUCACCCAGUCCUUCCACCCCAUCGACCGCACCACCGGCGAGCUCCUCCCCGUGAAGGCGCUCGUCUUCAUGACCCACGGUUACGGCUCCGACACCGGCUGGUUCUUCCAGAAGAUCGCCAUCGCUUACGCCACCUGGGGCUACAAAGUCUACUGCGCCGACGUCCUCGGCCACGGCCGCUCAGACGGCGUCCGCUGCUACCUCGGCGACAUGGAGUCCGUCGCCGCGGCAUCCCUCUCCUUCUUCCUCUCCGUUCGCCGUGAGCAUCCGUCCCUGCCGGCCUUCCUCUUCGGCGAGUCCAUGGGCGGCGCGGUCACCCUCCUUUUGUACCUUCGCACACCGGAGCCGGGCGUCUGGACGGGGCUCAUCUUCUCCGCGCCGCUCUUCGUCAUCCCGGACGACAUGAAGCCCUCCCGCGUCCGCCUCUUCCUCUACGGCCUCCUCUUCGGCCUGGCCGAUACGUGGCAGGCGAUGCCGGACAACAAGAUGGUGGGGAAGGCCAUCAAGGACCCGGAGCGCCUCCGGAUCAUCGCCUCCAACCCGCGGCGCUACACGGGGAGGCCCCGGGUGGGCACCAUGCGCGAGCUCGCCCGGAUCUGCGACUACUUCCAGGCCAACUUCGACAAGGUGACCGCCCCCUUCCUCACCGUCCACGGCACCGACGACGGUGUCACCUCCCCCACCGGGUCGCAGAUGCUGUACGACAAGGCCUCGAGCGAGGACAAGGCCCUCAUCCUCUACGACGGGAUGUACCACUCGCUCAUCCAGGGGGAGCCGGAGGAGAACGCCCAGCGCGUCCUCGCCGACAUGUGCGCCUGGAUCGACGAGCGCGUCCGCCGCUACCCCAACGCCGACGGCGGCGGCAAUGGUGAUAAGAAUCAGCUGGUCGACAUGCCAACCCAUUAAUUAGAGCGGCCAGCAACUCACGGCGGUUGGAUGGAUCUCGCACUCGUUGAGCACGACUCCUACGAGGAUGGGUCCCGAUUAAUUAAUUAAUCAUCUGAUUGGAUACAAGUCGCUGUACUUCUAAUAAAUUUAAUAAUAUAAUAUAAAUGGCACUUGUUCUUUUUAAA